Messenger RNA from Aspergillus wentii DTO 134E9, 1903 nucleotides. RefSeq lists its product as uncharacterized. The coding region runs from base 40 to 1845 and encodes 601 amino acids. Lineage: Eukaryota; Fungi; Ascomycota; Eurotiomycetes; Eurotiales; Aspergillaceae. Gene Ontology annotation, molecular function: hydrolase activity, hydrolyzing O-glycosyl compounds. The transcript has a single exon. The record is from RefSeq and is a predicted model, not a curated record.
CCACCAUACAGCACCCCAAUCCAUUUCUUUACUUCUAGAAUGAUUAUCGCAGCAUUUCUGGCGCUGUGUGCUCUCCCAAUCGGGAGCGUAUCCGGAGCUUCUGUUGUCCCUCGACAGGCAAAUUCAACUGCCAAUGCCCAUUGUGGCCCUGACCUCUGCACCUGGUGGCAUGACACCGCAGAGAUCAACACCGACAGCGCUGUCCGCCCGGAGAAUGUCCGACAGUCUCGUUCAUACUUGGUCCAGGUUGCGGCAGCGGGCACAAACAAUUUCUUCGACUCGUUUGUCUACGAAACCAUUCCGCGCAAUGGAAAUGGAAAUGUCAUGAGGCCGGGUGAUAGUCCAACGGGCAACACAUUCAAUGGCACGGAUGGUAUCUCGAUUGAAAUAGAAGCCGGCAUCAACAUGGCAUGGUCUCACUUUGAGCACACCAAGAAUGUUGAUGUCAAGGUCUCCAGGCGAGAUGGGAGCCCCGUUGAUCAGCGGGUGACUCUCCGACCAACUGCCAUCCCAUACGAGGUUCAACAUUCCAAUGGUAGUCUCAUCAUCCGUGUCCCUGCAGAUCCCAAUGGCCACAGGUUCUCCGUUGAAUUUGACGACGACCUCUUCACGUAUCGUUCGGACGGACAAGGAUAUACGACACAUGGUGAAGGCGACAUUGUGGGCGUGGAACCCAGAAAUGCCCUGCUCAUCUUUGCAAGUCCGCCCCUUUCAGAACAUCUCAUUCCCCCCAUGAACGGCAAUGACACCAAAGUGAUGAAACCCGGCCCGAUUACCGUGGAGGAUAUGCAAGCGUCUCCGAUUGUGUAUUUCCCACCUGGCGUAUAUUAUGUCAAUUCGGACCCGAUUGGAAAAGCCCAUCUGAAGCUGGACCCAAAUACGUACUGGGUAUACUUGGCUCCAGGCGCCUAUGUCAAGGGAGCUGUUGAGUACACCACCUCACGAAAAGACUUUUAUGCAUCCGGUCAUGGGGUUCUCUCGGGUGAGAUCUACGUCUACCAGGCCAAUGCGGACCGGAACUAUUUCAACAUCAAGGACGAUGUGACUAGCCUCCACAUGUGGUGGCAUCGAACCAUCCAGGCUGGCCAAACCUGGCAUUGCACUGGUCCCACUACGAAUGCUCCGCCAUUCAACAGCAUGGAUCUCAAGGACGGUGCAGCGGAUAGGGAAGAUAUUUCCGUCGAGAUAUCCGACUACAAACAAGUGGGCGCUUAUUUUACGCAGACGGAUGGACCGCAAAUGUACACAAACGGUACUGUCCACGAUGUCUUCUACCACGUUAAUGAUGAUGGCAUCAAGACUUAUCAUUCUGGUGUGAACGCAACCCGGCUCACCAUUUGGAAAGUGUUCAAUGACCCAAUCAUUCAGAUGGGCUGGGCUCCUCGAGACGUCCACGGCAUUUCGAUCAACACAGUCUAUAUCAUCCACACUCGAUAUCAGUGGAGCGACACGUAUGUGCCUACGUCGAUUAUCGGCGCUUCACCAAGUUACCUUAACAAGCGAGAGGUGGAUGCUUCGAAAUCGAUCAGCGUGUCUCUAUCCAAUAUCACCUGUGAAGGAUUAUGUCCAGCUUUAUUCCGCCUUACGCCGCUACAGAACUAUGUGAACUUUACAGUCAGCGGAGUGAGCAUGCCUGAUGGGUUGAUUGGUGGAGAUCUCCACAUUGGGGAUAGCAUCAUUGCUACUACUCCUGCGACAACCUAUCCUGGAUCGGAGAAUCUCAAGAUGGAGUUGCACAUUUCUGAUUGGACGGUCCAGGGAGAGAAGGUGACUGCAGACAAUGCUGCAACGCUUGGUCAAUUCUAUAUCAAUGAGACUUAUACCGGACAAUGGUCCAUUUCCUAGCUGAAAUGGUAAUAUAGCUGAGAUAUUAUCCAGAAAUCCAGACGUCAUCACUACUCUG